Molecule: messenger RNA, 5759 nt
Organism: Prinia subflava (tawny-flanked prinia)
Lineage: Eukaryota; Metazoa; Chordata; Aves; Passeriformes; Cisticolidae
Gene: PAN3
Product: poly(A) specific ribonuclease subunit PAN3
Exons: 20
Coding region: 237-2957 (906 amino acids)
Biological process (GO): nuclear-transcribed mRNA poly(A) tail shortening; mRNA processing; protein phosphorylation
Cellular component (GO): PAN complex; P-body
Molecular function (GO): poly(A) binding; protein kinase activity; ATP binding
Source: RefSeq, a predicted model, not a curated record
CAGGCGCGGCCGCUCAGGAAGAGGAAAAUGGCAUAAACAACCCCGAGCGCCGGGACCGCUGAGGAGGAGGAGGCGCCGCCGCCCCGGGCCGCGCGGCCCCUUUAAGAGGCGCGGAGUCGCCCCCUCCUCCUCCUGCCCCUUCCGGAGCCGGACCCGGGGUGACGGCGGUCCCCGCGCCCCUUCCCCCUGCCCGCCCCCUUCCCCAUGGUGCCGACCCCGGCGGCGGGGCGGUUGCCAUGAACAGCAGCGGCCUGCCCUGCUCGUCGCCGUCGCCGGUGGUGGGGCCGCCGCCGGGGGCGGGGGUCGGCGUGGCGGGGCCGGCGGCCGGCGGGGCGGGGGCCGCCGGCGGCGGCGCGGCCGUGAAGCUGAAGUUCUGCCGCUACUACGCCAAGGACAAGACCUGCUUCUACGGCGAGGAGUGCCAGUUCCUGCAUGAGGAGCCGGGCGCCGCCCCCGCCGGCCCGGGGCCCGCCGCACCCCCCCUCGGCGGGCUCCCGCUCGGCAUCCCCCCGCCCGCCGCCGCCGCCGGGCCGGGCUACUCGGCGCACGGGGCCAGCUCGGGCCCGGCGGCAGCGGUGGUGGGGCCUAAGAAAGCCGAGCUGGGGGCGGGAGGCGGCGGAGGCGGCGGCGGCGGGGGGCUGGAUGGCCCACGGCUGGCGAUUCCUGGAAUGGACGGUGGUGGGUUAGCUGAUGCUAAUCUAACGGAUUCAUACUUUAGCACCAGCUUUAUUGGUGUUAAUGGAUUUGGAAGUCCUGCUGAAACGAAGUAUCCCAUGAUGCAGAGGAUGACAAAUAGCAGCAGCUCCCCUAGCCUUCACAAUGACAGUGCCAAGCAGUAUGCAGGCCAUGAUCCACUAACUUCACCAAAUUCAUCAUUGUUUAAUGACUUUGCUGCCCUCAGCGUGUCUCAAAGGAGGAAGCUGGCAAAACCAGCAUUUCCUUCGUUUAUCACUGACUUGGAGGACAGAUAUAAUACAGUCUUGCCCAGGAAGUAUCGACUGGGGAUGCUGGAUGAGAGGAUAGUUCCCGUGGGAUCAAAAGCAAGAAAAUCAAAGAACCCUAUUGGCUGUCUGGCUGACAGGUGUAAAACAGGAGUACCCAUCAAUAUGGUUUGGUGGAACAGAGUCACAGAAAACAAUUUACAGACACCAAAUCCUUCUGCAAGUGAGUUUAUUCCUAAAGGAGGCUCAACCUCCAGGCUCACUAAUGUAUCCCAGUCAAGUAUGUCUGCCUUCUCUCAAGCCUUGUUCUCUCACCCCUCCAUGGGAAGUCCUGCUACUGCCGGGUUAGCACCAGGAAUGUCACUGUCAGCAGGAUCAUCUCCUCUUCAUUCUCCCAAAAUAACUCCUCAUACAUCUCCUGCUCCUCGAAGAAGAAGUCAUACUCCUAACCCAGCAAACUAUAUGGUGCCUACUAGUGCCUCUGCAUCUGUCGCUAACGCUGUCUCUCAGCCUCCAUCUACUGGCCAGGUGAUCCAGAAGGAAACAGUGGGUGGAACAACGUACUUCUACACUGAUACAACUCCAGCACCUGUCACAGGAAUGGUUUUUCCAAACUACCACAUCUACCAUCCAGCUGCUCCUCAUGUUGCUUACAUGCAGCCAAAAGCCAAUGCACCUUCCUUCUUCAUGGCAGAUGAGCUCAGACAGGAACUCAUCAACAGACACUUAAUAACUAUGGCCCAGAUUGAUCAGGCUGAUAUUCCUGCAGUUCCUGCGGAAGUGGACAGCUACCACAGUCUCUUUCCCUUGGAACCACUGCCACCACCCAAUCGGAUACAGAAAACGAGCAACUUUGGGUACAUUACAUCGUGCUAUAAGGCUGUAAAUAGUAAAGAUGACCUUCCAUAUUGCCUUCGGAGGAUACAUGGUUUUCGUCUUGUUAACACAAAGUGCAUGGUAUUGGUUGACAUGUGGAAAAAGAUUCAGCACUCAAAUAUCGUAACUUUGCGAGAAGUGUUUACCACUAAAGCUUUUGGAGAACACUCUUUAGUGUUUGCAUAUGAUUUUCAUGCUGGAGGAGAGACUAUGAUGAGCAGACACUUCAAUGACCCUAGUGCCGAUUCCUAUUUCACAAAGCGGAAAUGGGGUCAGCACGAUGGGCCUCUGCCACGGCAGCACGCGGGGUUGCUUCCAGAGUCUUUGAUAUGGGCAUAUAUUGUGCAGCUCAGCUCUGCCUUACGGACCAUCCACACGGCAGGACUGGCGUGCAGAGUGAUGGAUCCAACGAAGAUUCUGGUAACGGGCAAGACAAGGUUACGAGUUAAUUGUGUUGGAAUCUUUGAUGUUUUGACAUUUGACAACAGUCAAAAUAAUCCACUGGCAUUAAUGGCUCAGUUUCAGCAAGCAGAUCUGAUCUCCCUGGGGAAAGUUGUGUUGGCUUUGGCUUGCAAUUCUUUAUCGGGAAUUCAGAGAGAGAAUUUGCAGAAAGCAAUGGAACUGGUGACAAUCAACUAUUCCUCUGAUCUGAAGAAUCUGAUUUUGUAUUUGCUGACUGACCAAAACAGGCUUCGCAGUGUGAACGAUAUCAUGCCUAUGAUUGGUGCACGAUUCUAUACUCAGCUCGAUGCUGCUCAGAUGCGAAAUGAUGUCAUAGAAGAAGACCUAGCAAAGGAGGUGCAAAACGGAAGGUUGUUUAGGCUUCUAGCAAAAUUGGGAACAAUCAAUGAGAGGCCAGAGUUUCAGAAGGACCCAACGUGGUCAGAAACUGGAGACAGGUAUUUACUAAAGCUCUUUCGGGAUCACCUUUUCCAUCAGGUGACAGAAGCGGGUACUCCUUGGAUUGACCUCAGUCACAUUAUCUCAUGUCUUAACAAGUUAGAUGCUGGUGUGCCAGAAAAAAUAAGCCUCAUUUCCAGAGAUGAGAAGAGUGUACUUGUGGUAACUUACAGCGAUUUAAAACGCUGCUUUGAAAAUACUUUUCAAGAACUGAUUGCAGCCGCAAAUGGUCAGUUGUAGUAUUUGCUGAAAGCAUGCAGGACAUUGCUGAGGAACUUAACCUAUAGCAAAUUGCACUACAGCUGAAUUGUUGUUGUCAUCUCAUUUCACAUUUGGGAAACAAACAGGAGAUGAGCAAAGCUGCUUGCACUUCAGUCAGGUACACUGUUACUUGAAGGGAAGAAUGUUUCACUUAUCCUAGAGCUAAGGCUGCCAUUGGAGGCUUUAUCUGUGAAGAAUUUAUUUUAGAUUAAGGAACACAUCAGGUGCAUGAUGUUCCUACUUUUAUUUUUUCCACUUGUAUAUGCACUAAUUUUAAUUUUUUUAAGACUUUUCUGAUCUCUGAAGUUUUGCCACAUUGUAUACUUAAGGGAAACUCUUUGCAAGGACAUUUCUGGGAUACAUUUUUGUCACUGAGGAUAUAGCAAAAUUUAUUCAUUUUUGAUAUUAUUUGCACCCAGAAUAGCAUAAAGGACCAGGUAAAUAAUUUAAUAGAAAUUGUGUUCUAUUAAUGACCGUUUAGUUCGUAACCUCUGUAAAAGUGUGUUGUAUGCAAGCUCUGUAUGCCACCCACUGUUAGCUCAAAGAAAUGUGAGAAGAAACAACUUUUUAAAACCAGUCAAGUGAAGUAUUGAUGAAUUGACUAAAAAGGAAAGAAAGUCCCCUGUCAUUCGAUUUUAAACUUUGUCUAAGCGAAGUGACGAAAACAGCGUAAUGGGAAACAUCUUUAAUUUAAAGAGCAUAUCAAACUUGCUCUAAACACAACCAACGCCUUUUAAAAACUGUUUGUACAUUUUCCUGGUAGUCAGAAGCAUUUACAUUUAUGCAAUUUUUUUAAUAGAUUUUUUUUUAAAGAAAUUGUUUAAAUGCCUGAAGUUUCAGGAGUGUAUUACUUUAGGUUAUUUACAGUAUAAUUUUUGUAUAAAGUUCUGUUCUUUGAACCACAGCUUUAUUAUGGUACGCUACACUGGAUACAGAUACAAAGACACUGUUAAAAGAAGAUUAACUAAACACAGCAGUUGUCUGGCAUCAAGAGCUUUUCAAGUUUUACGGCCUGAAUCUGGAGGGAUAAUGAUCUGCUGUGCCUUUGCAGUCACUGCUUAGCCCAAAGUAUUAUUACUUUUGCUAAUACUCAACACAUGAAUAAUCCUGAAGUAAUUCAAUCUCAAAAGUCUGGAAUUUUGCUCCUCAAUUACCUUUCUAAUUUUUGGACAUGCAAUUGUCUCCAAACUUGGGUAUUCAUGGGAUUUCUAGUUAAACACCUACACUUUGAUACUGAAGACUGCCAAAUAUGUAGGAAUUUCCUUUCUUAAAGCAGUAGUGAAGACUGUAUCUAUCCUUUCCCAGCACUGAAUGUUUUAAUAGCACUGGGUGCUCACCAUGAAGAAAAUGUGGAAACUCAAAAGGUCAGGACAGACUCUAAGCACUUGCAACUGAUGUUACUGACAUCAAUUUUAAUAAUUCUCAAUAUUUGUAGUUUUCAGAGAAGUUUUUAAUAUUUCUCUGUCCACUUUUAUAAGCUUUAAAAUGAUUCUCCGCCUUGAGACUUGCAUCAAGAAAAAAGCAACUCUCUUCACAUCGAAAGCUUUGAAGACUAGGGACAUGCUUUACACAUUUUAGAAAAUGUGGUUGAAUCCACAUUAGAUAGCAUCAGUUGUUGAGUUUAAAAAUCAAUUAUUGUUGCAAUUUUAAAAGGAACAUAAUGUUUAAUAUUCAAACGAUAACAGUUGCCAGAAUGUUCUUUUUAAUAUAAAAGGAACAGGAACUUAGAAAAGUGAACAGGCAGAACAGUCUUUUAUCAUUAGCUCAUGUAUUUGAGGAAGAGCAGCUGUCUUUUCUAUGUUUUUUGACAAAUCAUAUUGUAAUUCUUUUGUACAAAAAAAAAAAAGUACUUGUAUUCUAGAAGAAAUGUGGAAUGCUUAAUUUAUAAGCGGGCUGAGGUUUUUUCCAGUAUUGUUUUCUUUGAAAAUGAAAGGGGAUCAUCUGUUCAGUUGUGGGGUUUGGGAACCUUUGAAAAUUUAAUUUGUGGACCAAUAUUUUGUGGAAGUGUAAGGCAGGGGUAAAAUAGGGCUUGAAUUCUCAUCCUUUUUAGACCAGCACACCCUGCAAGACAUGUCUAAAUUGCAAACCUGUGUGUAUUUGCAUAAUGUCAGUUUGCUUCAGCCCCUAGUAACCUCAGGACUUGGUUUAAAAAUAAAAAGGUAGACAGCUAAUAAGUUUUCAUACAUAAUGUCAGCCAGAAAAUAUUUGGUGUCAGGUAAUACAUAAAAUUAAAAAGAAGUUAAGCUUUGUUUUCUAUUUAUUUUAUUUGGUCUGUAUUUGGGAAUGAUUUGAACAGUCCGAAGUUCAGCUUGGGUGUUUUUUGGGGGAGAGCCCUUCUAGGCCGUUUUAAUUCCAUUUAGAAGGUUGUCCUAAAGUUGUCGUUUGAUCCAUUCAUAGGAAGAACUGUGUAUCUGUAUUUAAAAGAAGAGUCACCAGGAUGUGCCCUCCCAGAUGGGAAAUUUAUUUCUGACCUUCCUAUUUUUUACAGCUAAAAGCACAGAAGGGACAACCUUUGAAAUCAUCUGAUGUUGGUCAUUUUAAUUUUUGUACCUGUUUUAAAUUUUGUUGCUGUAUUUACUAUAUUGUAAAUAUUUUGUUGGGGGUACCUAUGUAUUUUUGAUUUGCCCUUGUUUCAGUAAUUCAGGUGUCAACUGCUUCCCCUAAAAAGCACCAGUAUGUUAAGUUCUAAUGUCAUGAUCCCAGUAUGUGUUACUCAUCUUUAAUCCUGUUUUCAUUGUUCAUGUGUACAGCAGUAUUUUUAAUAAAGAAUACCAGAAGUAA